Molecule: messenger RNA, 1723 nt
Organism: Quercus robur (English oak)
Lineage: Eukaryota; Viridiplantae; Streptophyta; Magnoliopsida; Fagales; Fagaceae
Product: amidase 1-like
Exons: 9
Coding region: 243-1556 (437 amino acids)
Source: RefSeq, a predicted model, not a curated record
AAAGGAAUCUAGAUUUGGCCUUUCCUUGUAUCAAAGGAAUCUAGAUUUGGCUACAUAUCAAAGUAUCCAUGUGUGUUUCUUGACUUAUGUUGCAAAUACCAAGGCAACUUCACCCCCACCAAUUAUUCAUAAGAUUGCUACGACAGCGUUUUAACCUUGUAAAAUUUUCCUUGGCAACAUUCAUUUCUCUACUUUAAAACGUAUAGAUGAGCUUCAGUCAGUCUGAGAGAGCUCAGUAGUAAAUGGUAAAGAACAUGGCAAGAGACUCAGACUAUGGAGCUUUCAUGGAGAAGUUCCUUCUACAACCAAGCCCUUCACUUCAUCAGCUUCCCUUACAUGGCCUCACCUUUGCUUUUAAAGACAUAUUUGAUGUAGAUGGAUAUGUUACUGGGUUUGGUAAUCCUGACUGGGCAAGGACUCAUCCGGCUGCCACAUCAACAGCCCCGGCUAUUUUGGCUGUCUUAAGGGGAGGUGCCACGUGUGUUGGUAAAACUGUCACGGCUGAACUGGCAUACAGUAUUAAUGGAGAAAACAAACAUUAUGGCACACCUACAAAUCCAUGUGUGCCUGAUCGGGUACCUGGAGGCUCUUCUAGUGGAUCUGCUGUAGCAGUAGGUGCAAAGCUUGUUGAUUUUGCAUUAGGAACUGACACUGGAGGAAGUGUAAGAGUACCUGCAUCAUACUGUGGAAUUCUUGGGUUCCGGCCUUCACAUGAUGUCAUUUCUACUGCUGGAGUUAUUCCUUUGGUGCAAAGUUUUGAUACUGUGGGAUGGUUUGCUAGGGACCCUGUAAUUUUUAAUAGAGUUGGACGAGUGCUUCUACAAUUACCUGAUGUGGAUCUUGUCAGACCCAGUCGGAUAAUUAUUGCAGAAGAUUGUUUCCAGCUUUCAGACAUUCCAAAGGAUCGAGUUAUUCAACCUCUCGUCAAAUCAGUGGACAAGUUAUUUGGGAGUCAUCUUGUAUCGCCUGCAAUCCUUGAGGACUAUGUCAAGGACAAAGUUCCAAGUUUGAAACAAUUCUUCAAUAAAGGAAAUGCAGAUCAAGAGUCUCAUAUACCAUCUUUGGAAGCCCUUUCAAGUGCCAUGCGAUUGAUUAUAGGGCAUGAGUUCAAGAACAACCAUGGUGAAUGGAUCAAUACUGUCAAACCUGAUUUGGGUCCUGGGAUAUCAGAACGGGUAUGGGAAGCCCUUAUGACAACAGAUGAAAAUUUGGAUAUUUGUCACUCUGUGAAGAGCGAAGCCCGUGCAGCUCUUAUUGAUCUUAUUGGGGAUUUUGGUGUCCUAGCAAUUCCCACAGUUCUGGGGCCUCCAUCAAAGUUACAAACAGAUCCAACUAUAUCAGAAAAUUUUUGUGACAGGACAUUCAGCUUACUGUUGAUUGCAUCUGCAUCUGGAUUUUGUCAGGUUAGCAUACCACUAGGGUUGUAUGAUAAUCUUCCUGUCUCAAUUUCCUUGUUGGCGACACAUGGUUCAGAUGGGUUCCUGCUCAAUCUUGUUGAGACUCUGUAUGACACUCUCAAAGAAGAGGUUGGCAUUGUUGAGAAAAUGGGUUCCUGAAUUUUGUCUCUUCCUAAUGUUCUUUUUCUUACAUGCCAAAUAGGCUCUUUCUCUUUCUUCUGGAAACAAAUGAUACUCGAAGUGGCUCUGAAAUGUUUCUUAUAACUACUUCAUUAUCAUUUUAUUUCAUUAAAUAAUGCAAAUCCAUUUCCACUUGAAUGCCUUAA